AUGGAAUUCGACAGCGUUCUUGAACUUGCGAACAAGUACCAGGAGGCAAAGGACGCGCUUUCAGUCUUGCAGGCAGAAAAUCGCAAACUACAGAAGGAGUUGGAGGAGGAAUACUUGAGACAGAUCGUCGGAGGUGUUCGACAACUUCAGGGACUUUCAGGGAACUUCUUAUGGAAGGCUACAAGAGCUCGAAGAUACGGUUCAGUGGAAGUCAAUCUGGAGGAGAUGGACAUUGUGCUAAAGGAAAGGUCGUCGAGCGAACAAGUUCUGCAGGGAGAAGUCAAGAGGCUGAACGAUCAGAUCGCUCGAAUGACUGCUGGAGGCAGCCAGUCUCAGCAAGACAACCGCGGGCCCUCCAAGUCUUCCUGGGAUCGAAACAUCUUUCGGCAUUUCUUGUUGCAGCGGGAGAAGCUGGAAGCGAAAGUGCAAGAGAUUGAGUCAGCAUUUGAGAGGGCGAUCGAGCUGGAGAGCAAGAGACGGACACCUGACAGGUUGAGCUUCGCAUCGCAAGAAAGCAAGGAUAGCGACUCCGUCCAAUCCCUUGAUCUAGAGAAAGCUGGCUUUGAUGCCGACGACAUCACGAGCAAGUUCUCGAGCUCUCAUCCCAGCUAUCAAGCAGAUAGAACAUCCAGCAAGUCCAGCAGCGCAAGCCUGGGGCUCUACCUGGACAGCACGAGGAUCAUCAGGAUCCUUCCAGGCUCCAUCGCAGCUCGUGCAGGCCUGACGGUUUCUCAGCUGCUCUGCUGGGCAUGA
Messenger RNA from Guillardia theta CCMP2712, 753 nucleotides. RefSeq lists its product as hypothetical. The record is from RefSeq and is a predicted model, not a curated record. The coding region runs from base 1 to 753 and encodes 250 amino acids. Lineage: Eukaryota; Cryptophyceae; Pyrenomonadales; Geminigeraceae. The transcript has 15 exons.